Molecule: messenger RNA, 2789 nt
Organism: Melitaea cinxia (Glanville fritillary)
Lineage: Eukaryota; Metazoa; Arthropoda; Insecta; Lepidoptera; Nymphalidae
Product: probable serine/threonine-protein kinase clkA
Exons: 5
Coding region: 1393-2736 (447 amino acids)
Source: RefSeq, a predicted model, not a curated record
CAAGUAUUAAGUCAACGCCUUGUUUACGUGUAAAAGAACUUAACCGGUUUUAACACACGUCGAGACAAUGACAAGAAUCAGUCAUGUGUAGACAGGUAGAGGACACGUUGUCUAAACAGUAAAAUGUAGGUUUUUAAACACAAAUAUGAAUAUCAAAAUGUUAUCUUUUAGUUGUUCACUAGUUUUAUUCGCAAUUUUAUUAAAUUGCACUGUGGCGUAUACUAUCAAAAACAAAGAUUCAAAGGCUGAGAUUCAUUUUAAUCGACAAUUUAAUAAAGAAGAUAGUUCUCAAGAAACUAACGAUCGUCAUGAUACUAAAGAAUAUUUAAAUCCCAAUUGUCGCAACACUACAUUAAAUACUCAUCAAAUUUUCUCCACAUAUUUAUCUAAUCCAAUGGAUAAAAUAAGAAACUAUAAAUCAAAAAAAAUACUAAAACUCGGUGAUAAACAAGUAUUUAGACGUAACAACUCAAUCAUUCCUCUUCAAAAAGAUGAUUAUGAAAGACAUUCGAAUAAUGUUGGUAAAAGUGAUGUAGCAAUUAUACAAAACGUUGAUACUUCAAAACAGAAAACGUCCAUGAUUGACUUUCAUCAAAGACGACCUCAUACAGACCAGUCUAGCAAUGAAGUACCUCUCAUACAUACAGGAACGCCACAUACGAGAAUAAAACGUGCUCCUAAAAAACCUUCUGGCUUUGUGCCUCCUGGCCUCGCCAAGCGACAACCAGGCUAUGGCCCUUCAGACAGUGAUAGGCCUCACAAAGGACCUCCUUCACACGCAGGACCUCCUCCUAAUAGAGGGCCUCCAUCUCACGCAGGACCUCCUCCUCACGCAGGACCUCCUCCUCACGCUGGACCUCCUCACAACAAAGGUCCUCAACAAAAUAUUGGAAAUCCUUCGCCUGAGACAAUUUACUUUAAUGAAGGAACAAACAAACCUCCACAGAACACCAACUACGCUCCCGUUGAUAACCGUGUCAUGGAUGGUGAUCAAAAUCUAAUAAUAAUCCCAACAAAUAUGAAUGUUAAUGGUAAUAAUCAAGAAAUGUCAAAUCUUCAAACGAUAAGGCCACCGAUCUACUGGUUUCAAGCCCAACCUGUUACACCAGAGGAGUAAUAACAAUGACUUUUCAACCAAUCCAAUAUAUAUUUGCGACAUAUAAAAUUUUUACAAUAAAAACAUAAGAUCAAACAAUUUUUUUUUAAUAUAUAAAAUGUGCAACUUACAAAAAGAAAGGUUAUCGUCUAAAGGCUAACUAUUCCUUUAUCGUAUGACCUGCAACUUUAUUUAGAGAUUAUGUACAAUAUAUAAAGUUGAAUAUUGUAAAGUACGCUAGUGUUCAAUGUGUUUUCAAUGAUACAAGUCCAAUUAAUAUAAUAAAGUUCAUAAUUAUGUACGUGUUUAUUUUUGUUUCAACUUUUAUGAUUAACUUCGCCCUUUAUCAAGCCGGACCACAAAACUAUGCAAAUCAAGGAUUUAAGGAAAAUGGUCCACCAUCCCCACAAAUUAACUACUCUAAGUCAACAAACGAUAAUAAAAAUCGACAUGAAAGAGAAAGUCUCUACACGAAAUACUUUGAUGGAGAAAAAGAAGUCGUAAAUGUUGGAAACGGAAAUAAUAAAAAUAAUGUCUUCUAUAUAGGUGAAAGUCCCAGCGUCAAUUCAGGAUCUAGUAUAAGCACAGACAGUAACAUUGCAAGGAGACCAAAUAAUUUUAAUCAGUCACCAGCUAAUUAUUAUCCUAAUCCCCAAGAAAUGCCCAAUUUAGGUAAUCGAUUUGGUAGUAACGAACCGAGGAGAGAUAUAACUCGUAUCAAUAAUAUUGGAAACGGAAUGACUAAUAGUCACACAUUUUUCAUAAGUGAUCUUGAUGGAGAUGCAAGUUCCGUAAAAGUUUUUUCAUCUAGUAAUAAUAAUAAUCAACGACCAAAUACUCAACAAAGAGACUAUCAUCCAAAUACUAGCAAUGUUAACACUAAUAUACAGAGAAAUUUUAAUGUAGGUACCACUUUUAGGAAUAAUAGAUUUGACCGUGGACCAAACAGUCAACCUAUACAACCAGAUUUGGUGCCAAGUAUAAAUAACAAUGCUAACACAAAUGUACAAAGACAUUUUAACGACGGUCCCACUGAUACGUAUAACGUAUUUGGCCAUGGACAAAAUAAUAAAAAUUUGGUUAUUACCAAUGGUAAUCCUGUACAAGGUUUCGGCCCGAAUGUAAAUAACUAUGGUAAUACAAAUACACUAAGAAAUUUUGAUGAGGGUAAUCAUGCUAUCCCGACCAAUACUUACACUUAUAACAGAAUAGGUAAUGGACUAGGUAACAAUAAUUUGUUUAUUAUCAACGACAAACCUGUUCCACCAGAUUCCAGAACAGGUGUUAUUUACAAUGAUAACGUAAAUGGCCGAAGAAAUUUAAAUCAAGGAGCCAAUUUUAAUAAUAAAGGCACAACUAAUAUUCAUACCUACACUAGAAUCGGUCAUGGGCCAAAUAACAGGAAUAUGGUUAUAAUGAAUGGCGAAACUAUAUAUCGUUCAGAUGCAGGUAUCAGUGUAACAAAUACAGAACGCCGCGGGCAAGGCGAUUCGACCCCCUGUUAUCUAAAGAGUACAUGUCCUAAGCCUUUUAUGGAUUCAGGCGCUAUAAAAAGAAAAAUCGAAAAAGAACUUGAUCAUGUACUUGAUUUUACAACCACCUUAAGCAAUUUUUUUAAAUAUCUAUCUAGACUCGGCUAGAGUACUGAUCAAUCAGAAAAAUGUACUAAAAAUAUAUAAUUAUGAUCAUUGUA